This is a messenger RNA of Tribolium castaneum (red flour beetle), 1219 nucleotides long. RefSeq lists its product as uncharacterized. Gene Ontology annotation, biological process: positive regulation of Notch signaling pathway. The record is from RefSeq and is a predicted model, not a curated record. Lineage: Eukaryota; Metazoa; Arthropoda; Insecta; Coleoptera; Tenebrionidae. The coding region runs from base 70 to 1167 and encodes 365 amino acids. Gene Ontology annotation, cellular component: nucleus. The transcript is spliced from 3 exons.
AAAAUAACGUUUCUAUUCACAAAAUGUGAAUUAACUUUCUAAUAAAAGUGUCAAGUUUUAAAAGAAGUCAUGGAUUUGUGGAAUGCAAAAUAUUUGAAGCCCCCACCCAUCAUUAAUUGCAAAAUCAGCACCAAAGAAAUAGAUAUUCGCCUUUUAAAAAUUACGCUAACCGACGCUGUGGCCUUUUUCGACAACCAGCAGCACCUCUGCACCGAGGCAGCGCUCCUCUCACGCACCGUCUACCGCCUCAAAAUGAAAUUUCGUUCCUCUAAAGACUUCAAAGCCGUCGAAAAACUAAGUCGUGUCUUGCGCACCUAUCUCCAAAUGCAAUUCUCCACGACGCUCAAAUACGUCCUCGACUUGAUCCCCCCAAAUUACAAAGUGUUAAAAACAUUUUUUCUGACUAAAAACAUGAUUGAUUUCCUCCUAGUUCGCCUCCAGGGUUUGGGUAAAACGUUGUGUCGCGUUUUGGACACUUGUAAGGUGAUUUCCGAGCUGACCUUGCAGCGGUUUCGUUUGGGUCAUUUUUGGAAAAUAGCGGCGAUUGUUUAUGCAAUUACGGCGCGCAUUUUUGUGAUUACUAGGGGUAUUUUUAAGUUUGUGUGUGAGUUGUAUGGGAAUUUGUUGCCGUUUUCGGGCAUGUUGGCCAAUGCAGGGGGGCAGUGGUUGCCCGAUGGGUACGUUUUCCCUCCCAAAUUGAAGGAUUGGUUGGGGGUUGAUUGGCUGAAUUUGGAGGAUAAUGUGAUUGAGAUACCAGACGAUGAGCCGAGUGUCGCAUUUUUCAAGUUAUUGGAUGAUUCCGAUGAUGAGGUCGAGUUUUGUGAUGAGUAUAUUGUGGUGAACGACGAACCUUCAGUUCAGGAAGUCAAAGAUUCGGAUGUUGAAUUGUGUGAAGAUAAUGUUAGCAAGGAAGAAGAAUCGGAUAAUGAGGUUGAUGUCGGGGAAUUGGUCAUAGUUUGUGAUAAUAAAGAUAAGGCACAGAUUCAUGACGAUGUUGAUGUUGGGGAUCUUGUCAUAGUGUGCGACAAUUCGAAAAAUGGGACGAAAGGUCGGAAGAGACCUUUGGAAAAGCGCGAAAAUUCAAGUGUCAUUGUUUUAAAUGAUAGUGUAUCAGAACCGAAACGGAAGAAGAGGAAGCGCAAGCGCAAGAAUCAAAUAAAUAACUAAUCUUGUUACCACAUUUGUAUUUUUUGUUACGAAUAAAGAGUAUUUUUGAAAA